AUGGACGAGACAACUGCUACAAUUCUUUAUGGGUGUAAAUUAGCUAAAGAGCUUGAAGCCAACUUGCCAAACUGGGCAAAUCAACCCCAUCUCACUUUAAAUAAAACCGAAGAGAUCGUUGCGGUUUUUAAUAAUGUAAAGGAAAGAUUGAGCUAUCAUCAUCAUCAUCAGCAGGCACUAGAAUUUUUCCAUGCAGCAGAGAUGCUGGGUGAGAGGCCGGCGACGGCAGCAUUUGCCGUGCAUGGGCUGCCGCUGGCGCAGGAAAGCGAUCAAGUGGGUGUAUCUGAUUCGAGUAGAGGAGGUGGUUCUUCUUCUUCCUCUUCUCAAAGGCAACGAAGAAGACCGGGUGAUACAGACACAAGAACAGUGAGGGUGGCUGCUCCUAGAAUGGGAAAUCUUGAACUUCCACCUGAGGAUGGUUAUACUUGGAGAAAAUAUGGUCAGAAAGAGAUCCUUGGUUCUAGGUUCCCAAGGGCUUAUUAUAGAUGCACCCACCAAAAGCUAUACAAUUGUCCAGCCAAAAAGCAAGUCCAGCGCCUUGACAAUGAUCCUUACGUAUUUGAAGUAACAUACAGAUCUCAACACACUUGCUAUAUGUCCGCCACAGCUCCCACCGUGCCUCCUCCGUCAGUGGAAGAGAUAACUCAUCAAACCACCACAAUCCUUCCACCACCUCUGCCGGAUUUUGGGCACAGUACUGGUGGUUCACUAGCUAGUAUAUGCAAUGUGGAGAGCAGAGACGGCGGCGCGGGGCCCUCCGGUGGUAGAUAUGGGAGGGAAGUUGACUAUCAGUUGCCGGUGGUGGAUAUGGCUGACGCCAUGUUUAAUUAUUCUGGGAGUAGCAGCAAUAAUAGUAUGGACAUCAUCUUCUCUUCCAUUGAUGACAAAUGGGACUCGGCAGAAAAGAAAGAAUAGUUCAUAUUGUAGCCAAUAAUUAACAAACUAAACAUGACAGAGUCUAAUUAAUUGUUCAUGUAGACUUAAACUGAUUGGCCAAUUAAUAAACUAUUCCUAGCCGUUGAGUAUUAAUUAAGGUGAUCACAAGAUUGUGAAAGACCAACAUGUUAACUUGUCUAGUUUAAGUUAAGUAGUGCCAUUUUUUUUUUCAGUUUAAUUUUUGUGUAUUCAUAUUUUGUACCAAUCGAAAGUUGUUUAAUUU
This is a messenger RNA of Nicotiana tabacum (common tobacco), 1159 nucleotides long. The record is from RefSeq and is a predicted model, not a curated record. Lineage: Eukaryota; Viridiplantae; Streptophyta; Magnoliopsida; Solanales; Solanaceae.